Oryza sativa Japonica Group (Japanese rice) is the source of this 2167-nucleotide messenger RNA. The record is from RefSeq and is a predicted model, not a curated record. Lineage: Eukaryota; Viridiplantae; Streptophyta; Magnoliopsida; Poales; Poaceae.
GGCCAUCUCAUCCUCUCAGGCAAAGCAGCUGCUUAGCUAGCCACUGUUGAGUAAUUACAGACGAUGUGCUUACACAGAAAACCAUACAUACUCACGUACAAUUUUCUCAGUUAGCCCUGUUUUCUUACACUAAAAUUGGUUCGAAUAUCGUGCGUCCGGCGAUGGGUAUUGCCAAAAUACCUGCAGUGCUCUGGUUAUUAGCAUGUGCGGUGUUAACAUUUGCAGUUGCAAUUAGCCCGGCUCACGGCGGCAGGACUCGCCGCCACUACGAUUUCUUUAUUACGGAGACCAACUACAGGAGGCUCUGCCACGAGAAGAGCGUCCUCACCGUGAACGGGCAGUUCCCCGGGCCGACCAUCUACGCGCGCAAGGGCGAUCUCGUCAUCGUCAACGUCUACAACCACGGCAACAAAAACAUCACCAUCCACUGGCACGGCGUGGACCAGCCGCGGAACCCAUGGUCGGACGGGCCGGAGUUCAUCACGCAAUGCCCGAUCCGGCCGGACGGCAAGUUCACCUACCAGGUGAUCAUGUCCGAGGAGGAGGGCACGCUGUGGUGGCACGCGCACAGCGACUUCGACCGCGCCACCGUCCUCGGCGCCAUCGUCGUCCACCCCAAGCACGGCGACACCUUCCCCUUCAAGAGGCCAGACAAAGAGAUACCCAUCAUCCUCGGUGAGUGGUGGAAAAACGAUGUGAACCACCUGCUCGAGGAGAUGAAGCGCAUUGGGGAAGACGUCAAGCCGUCUGACGCGAACACAAUCAACGGCCAGCCCGGGGACAUGUUCCCCUGCUCCAGGGACGACACCUUCAAGGUUGCCGUGGAGCACGGCAACACGUACCUGCUCCAGGUCAUCAACGCGGGGCUCACCAACGACAUGUUCUUCGCCGUCUCCGGGCACCGCCUCACCGUUGUCGGCAUCGACGCCCGCUACACCAAGCCGCUCACCGUCGAAUACAUCAUGAUCGCGCCGGGCCAGACCAUGGACCUUCUCCUGGAGGCCAACCGCAGCUUGGGGUCCAAGUCCAACAGCAGGUACUACAUGGCCGCGAGGACGUUUAUCACGUUACCCGUCCCCAUCCCCUUCAACAACAGCACCGCCACGGCCGUCGUGGAGUACUACACCGGCGACAGCGGUGCCGGGCCACCGGACUUCCCCGCCGUCCUGCCGUCUCUCGACGACGUGGACGCGGCGAUGGCAUUCCUCAGGCAGCUCAGGUCCCUUGGCAGCAAGGACCACCCGGUCCACGUACCGACGCACGUCGACGAGCACAUGCUCAUCGACCUCGCCAUCAACUUUCUCCCCUGCAACGCCACCAACGCAACCGACACGGCGUGCAAGGGACCCAAGGGCAACACUACGCGUUUCGCGGCGAGCCUCAACAACGUCAGCUUCGUCAGCCCGGCCAUCGACGUCCUUCACGCGUACUACUACGGCAGCGGCCGCGGCGUGUACGAGGACGACUUCCCUAACAACCCGGCGCCCGUCUUCGUCAACCUCACCGGCGACAACGACAGGCCCGGGGUGACGAAGCACGGCGCCAAGGUGAAGGUGCUGGAGUACGGCACCGUGGUGGAGGUGGUGUUCCAGGACACGUCCUUCGAGAGCCACCCAAUGCACCUCCACGGCUUCGCCUUCUACGUCGUGGGACUAGGGUCCGGUAAGUUCGACGACCGCAGGGACCCGGCCACCUACAACCUGCUCGACCCGCCGUACCAGAGCACAGUCUCCGUGCCCAAGGCCGGCUGGGCCGCAAUCCGCUUCCGCGCAGACAAUCCAGGUGUGUGGUUCAUGCAUUGCCAUUUUGAUCGACACAUGGUGUGGGGAAUGAAUACUGUGUUCAUCGUGAAGGAUGGCAAGACGCCACAGGCUCAGAUGCUGCCUCGUCCUCCAAACAUGCCCAAGUGCUAAUGACCAUAGUUCAUGGAAAAUGAUAGCAUAUAUUGUGCAACACAAGUGUCCAUGCCUAAGUGUUGAUUGCAACACAAUGCAACAUGCAAGCGGAAAUUUGUUUAUUUUGCUUAUUGGUUUAGCGUGGUUCUUUUUUUUCAUUGCUUAGGCAUUGGCUAAAAUGAUCUCCCUUUUUCCUUGUUUGGCUGAAAAAGGUGAAGCUAUUCUGUUAUAUAUGUCUUGUAAUUGUUUUCAUUAAUCGUUUCGUCAUAUCA